CGCGCCAUUGGCUUCAGCGCGGCACUGAGAGGAGGGACCAGCGCGGGCCUCCAGACUCGGGCAAACCCCAGCCGCGCGGGUGCCGCUCGCAGUCCAGCCCGGCCCUGCCCUGCCCUGCCCGGCGCGGCGGCGUGAUGUGAGCGCCCGAGGGCCCCCUGCACGCCCGUUUCGCGAAGCCGGCCCCGGCACGCGCUGGGAACGUGUUGUGCUGACAGAAGGCGAGAACGGGCACUCAACUCAUCUCUGCGUCUCCCUUGCCCUGCACGGUGCCUGGCACACACCCUUCCGCAGAGGCCGGGCUCCAGGACAAGAUGGCGGCCAAGCAGCCCCCGCCUCUCAUGAAGAAGCACAGCCAGACGGACCUCGUGAGCCGCCUGAAGACCCGCAAGAUCCUUGGAGUGGGCGGCGAGGAUGACGACGGGGAGGUGCACCGCUCCAAGAUCAGCCAGGUCUUGGGCAAUGAAAUCAAGUUUGCUGUUCGGGAGCCUUUGGGACUGAGGGUCUGGCAGUUUGUUUCUGCUGUGCUCUUCUCUGGCAUUGCCGUCAUGGCCCUGGCCUUCCCCGACCAGCUCUAUGACGCCGUCUUUGAUGGAGCUCAGGUGACCAGCAAGACCCCCAUCCGCCUCUAUGGGGGUGCGCUCCUCAGUAUCUCUCUGAUCAUGUGGAACGCUCUCUACACGGCCGAGAAGGUUAUCAUUCGCUGGACUCUACUCACCGAGGCCUGCUACUUCGGGGUCCAGUUCUUGGUGGUCACUGCCACGCUAGCCGAGACCGGCCUCAUGUCCCUGGGGAUUCUGCUGCUCCUGGCCAGCCGCCUCCUUUUUGUCGCCAUCAGCGUUUACUACUAUUACCAAGUCGGCCGAAAACCCAAGAAAGUUUAAAUGACCACUGGGCUGGGGCCCUUCUUGGGCAAGGAGGCCCGGGGCCUCAGUUUCCCUUUGGUUCAUGGAAGGCAGGAAGGACCCUGCCCUGCCCCAGGCAGACAGGAGCGGCCCCCUUCCUCCUCCCGGGCUCUCCCCGAAUGCUGUGAUCAGGGCUUUCAGGUUUGAGGAGGGACAGGGCCUCUGCACCCUGUUCUUUGCCCCACACAAUGACACCUCUUUUCUUGAGCCUCUUGGUCUCGGAUCCCCUGGACAGACACGGACUGAAGAGCCUGCAUCACGGGGUAUCGGGCUGAGGCGAGGUCCUACCCCUUCUGCCGGACGCUCUUUCUUUUGAGAGAGGCUGUGGGCUGCCUCCUUGUCCUCCCCCUUUACCCCCAGCCAAUCGAGUGCCCAGGCAGCUGGAAAACCCAAGAACUUGACCUUGUGCCCCUACUCCUUGUGGGCCCUCCCACAUGUGGGGGCCCCUCUCCACCCCUAAACACAGGCACCUAAUCUCCCCACAGCCCAGCCGCAGGCCGACAGGUGGGGGUGGCUGUCUUUGAGCUGGCAUUUGCCGACCUCACAGGAAGGCCACGGCAGCAGAGCCCUGUCCCGGCCACCACAGGCUCUCCGGGGCCUCGAUCCAGGCUGCUCUGCCUCCACCCCAGCUCCUGGGGCCUCCUAGGAGCCCCCCCUCACCCAACCUGCCUGGGUGCAGAGGCUGCCAGAGGCCUCACCCACAGGCUGGCCUGACGUGGACACAGAGAUCCACCUGUAGGUGAUGGGGCUUGGAGAUGAGAAGAAAAGCCUUGAACUUGGCAUGUUCUCCAGGGUCUAAUGCUCACCCGGCUUAGCCCCUCUCCUCCCCUCCCCUCCCCCCCUCCCCAGGGUGUUGCCCUCUGGACCUCCAGCCUGGGCUGCCCCCAGGGUCUAGCAGGAUAAGACUGGGUGCCCUUCGAGCUCAGCUGGGGAAAAAUAUAGAAAUAUUUCAGCGGGACACCUCCUCUCAUGUCCCUCCACGCCCCCAGCCCCCCACCCCCCGCCCCGCAAAUGGAGAAGGCGGACACCUGGCUCCCUCAGAAUGAACAGCCCUGCAGACCCCCCCGUCCCCCGGCCUGUGUGUCCCCCAGUACUCCCUCCUCCCUCCCAGCACUGUCCUCUCCAGCCCUGUGUCCUGGGGACGGGUGUGGAGAGCAGUAGCCCAGGCCCAGUCUCGCUUUCUGUCUUGGAACAGAGAGUGUUUGGGGGCGAGAUGGGUGGUCUUUAGUGCAGCCCAGCUCUGUCUACUGCCGGGUGGACCUGUGCCUGGGAACCUGCCCACACUGGGCUCCACGCUGCUGUCCCUGCAGCCACAUACCUAGUGUCCAGCACAGCUGAGGAGCGAGGUCUGGCGGGUCAGGGGCCUAAGGCUACGCUGCUGGUGACCACGGCUGAGCCGAAGGGACAGCAGACCUAAGGAAGGGCCAGCUCUUUCCUGGCGUCCAUCUCCUGCCACUGACGUGUGUGCCUGUCCCCAGGGAGAGCCCUAGGCAGGCUGCCCACUGCCCACUUUGGGAGGUGCUGUUGGUGACUGGUGGGUGUGCCCCAGACCAAGGCCAGGCCCUCCAUCUGGCCCACGCCUUUGAAGGCCCGGCUGGUUCUCCGGCAGGUGGUGGUUUGUCCGAAUAACCGCUGGGCCCGGCAGGUAGACCCCUCCAGAGGCAGGCAGGGAAGUGGAGGUAUGGGCUCUGGAGCCGGGCUCUGUGUUCGGCAUCUGCUAGGGCUGAGCUGGCCAACCUACUUCACUCUCAGCUGGGGUGCGGGGUGCAGGGCACGGGGUGUGGUGAGGGCCCACUGGAGGGCAGUGUCCAUGCACUUCCUGCUGUUUGAACAUUCCAGUGAGGCCUGGAGGGAGGGGCUCUGGCAGGCAGACAUGGCCUUGGGGGGUGGGGGCACGCAGGGCGAGAGUGAGGGGGAGUCCUUGGGGAGGAGACGGUGACAAAGGGGAGAGGGACAAGGGGACCCACAAGUCUAGUGAGGAAGGCCCAGCUCCCAUCCUGAAGAUUUGGGGAGACCCAGAAUGCCCCUGCCCAGUCCCCCCAGGUCCCCUUUGCCCCAGCCCACCCUCAAAUCAAGACCACCUUUCUUCACGGUCACUAUUUAUUCUUCGUUCCUUUUUCUUUUUGUAAGAAACGGUCACAAAAACCAGUGCAAAACCA
Molecule: messenger RNA, 3061 nt
Organism: Myotis myotis
Lineage: Eukaryota; Metazoa; Chordata; Mammalia; Chiroptera; Vespertilionidae
Gene: TP53I11
Product: tumor protein p53 inducible protein 11
Exons: 8
Coding region: 312-881 (189 amino acids)
Source: RefSeq, a predicted model, not a curated record